Molecule: messenger RNA, 6335 nt
Organism: Malurus melanocephalus (red-backed fairy wren)
Lineage: Eukaryota; Metazoa; Chordata; Aves; Passeriformes; Maluridae
Gene: ARV1
Product: ARV1 homolog, fatty acid homeostasis modulator
Exons: 5
Coding region: 82-786 (234 amino acids)
Biological process (GO): sphingolipid metabolic process; regulation of plasma membrane sterol distribution; intracellular sterol transport
Cellular component (GO): Golgi apparatus; cortical endoplasmic reticulum
Source: RefSeq, a predicted model, not a curated record
CUGGCUCUCUGCUCUCCCGAACGCGGAAAUGAGGAGGCGGUUUGGAAGCGCUGACAGGACUGGGACGUGCUCUGGCGCGGCAUGGCGGCGCUCAGCGCCUACCGCUGCAUCGAGUGCAACGGGGAGGCGACGGAGCUGUACCGAGACUACCAGCGCGGGGUGCUCCGUAUCUCCAUCUGCAAAUCCUGCCAGAAACCUGUGGAUAAAUACAUUGAAUAUGAUCCUGUUAUCAUCUUGAUUAAUGCUAUUUUAUGUAAAGCACAAGCAUACAGGCACAUUCUUUUCAAUACAAAGAUAAAUAUUCAUGGGAAGCUUUGUGUAUUUUGUUUGCUCUGUGAAGCUUAUAUCAGGUGGUUGGAACUACAGGAUUCAAGCCAAAAUACAGAUCCCGAUGACUUAAUCAGAUAUGCCAAAGAAUGGGAUUUUUAUAGAAUGUUUGGCAUAGCUUCUUUAGAACAAACUUCGUUUUUCAUUGGCAUUUUUAUUACCUUGUGGUGGAUGACACCUGAGAUGCUGCAAAAAAAGUCUGACUUCAUUUUACUUCUCAAAGCACUGCUGUUGUCCACCUAUGGAAAUCUUCUGCUAAUUCCAGCUGUUAUUUGGGAACAUGACUACACACCUUUGUGCCUUGCAUUUAUAAAAAUGUUUGUCUUGAUAUCCAACUCUCAGGCAAUUAGAGUUACAUUGAACCUGAACCGAAUACUUCCUUGGUUUGCCAUCUUCUCUGGAUUAAUUCUGGAAAAUGGUGUGGUCUUCUUGUUCCAGAAAAUGGGAUGGGAUGUUUGAAAUAUCAGCCCAGAGAUGAAGAAAUACUAAGAACACUGUGAUAAUUUUCUAAGAUUGAUCUCUGCCAGCAGGCUCCAAAACCACUCUUUUCAUAGGGAUAAAGAAGGUGACAGAUAAAAAAAACUUCAGAAGUUUGGCUCUUCACUGUGCUGAACCAUAAAACUUCAACCUUAGGUUGUUUAUUUUCCCAUUAAAAAUAUGAAUGUGUCACUAUCCUAACAGUUUUAUAAAUCUGGCUGCUUAGCUGUGGCUGUAAGAAGAAAGGUACACUAAAAAAAAAAAAAACAGCACUGCUACCAAUCACUGCAUUUUGGCAGAAAAAGGAGGAUGAAUUGUUCCCUUAAGAGGAAGGGAUUCAAUGGAAAAAUGUAAAACCCAAAUUUUUAUUUCCACAAAACCUGAUUUUCAAAGAGAAAAGUGAACAUGUGCAAAUAGUUUAUUAGAGAAAAGGCAAGUAUUCCAGAGUAAAACUACAGUGGGAAAACCAAGAUGCAUUCUCUGGAAUGUUUAUGUAAUAAUCCAAAAUAAUAAAAUAGCUAGUUCUAGAGUAAUCUCUAGGAAUGAUAGGUUUAAACUGGCUUGAAAUUUUAUGUGAGCUCAUAAAUACUUGAAAUUUUAUGUGAUUUUAUAAAUGCUGCUGCUUUGUUCUGAAAGCUGACAAGAGAGUGAAAGGACUCUGUUCCCCGACAUGUGUGGUUGUUUAGGAUGCUGUUUCUUCUGCAUUUAAUGUUAAGUCACAUACCCCACAUCCAGUUCUCAUCUGGCUGCACAAUUUAGUGGAAGCAAAACCUGAAAUAUGAGGCCAUUCAGCAACAGACUAGUACUUUAAAAAACAAACGAAGAAGCAAACAAAAAUGUUGAUGCCUAAAUUAGUGAAGAAACGUGGAAGUUCUGCACCUUUUUCCUCAACAGGUAAAGAGAGAGCUAAAGGACCCACAAAGGAGCUGACAGAAUCAGUUUCUACAAGACAGUAAUGACACAAACCUACUUGUUUUGUGUAGACCAGUUUCCAUUUGUUCCAUCCAAUGUUUAACUCUCCUACUUCAGUUCUGGAAGGCUGUACUACCCACAGGGAUUACUUCCAUUCUUUGUUUUCCUCGGAUGCUGUCUCAUGUCUGUACUUUCCAGAAGGAAUCAAAAAAUGUUCUGCAACAUCUUCAAGUUAAUUCCCUACAGUUUUAGAGUAAGUUCUAGUUUAUGACCACAGAAGACAUGAAACAUUUGUCUGAUGCAACUGCCCAUGCUAUGCAAGUUGAUCAGAAAAGUAAAUGGUUGCUGAAGCUCUAUUAUUAGAUCCAAGGCUGACAGCACUUUUGUCAUAUGUGUUACAGUUUGCAAUUUUCUGAGCAUGUCAGAGAAAGCAAAAAACCCCAAACUGCAACAUUUUUAAGUAUGCAAGACUCUUGAUUUGAUUGGUAAUAAAUUAAUUUCCCCAAGUUGAGUCUGUUUUGUCCAUGACAGUAACUGGUGAGUGAAUUCUCCACAUCGUGACCAAUGAGCCUUUCCUUACAUUUUCUCUCCAGUGCUAAGCUGGGGAGUGUCGGAGGCGCUUUGUUGGGCAUCUGAUGUCCAGACAGGGUCAACCCUCCCCCACAGCUCUGAAUGUCUCUUCAGAGAAAUGUGUAUGAGUGCCAGUUUUGGUUUUUUAAUGUAACAACAGUGCUUUGGUUUAUUCUAAUAACAUUAGAUUUUUUUUUUUAUAUUCAUCAUAUGUGUCAGUUAUAUAUACCCCCCACAAAAGGGGGUUUUUGGUUUUUUUCAGAUAUUUGGUCUGGCACUGGUUUCAGUAUAAAGGCUGAGUGGAGCCCAUUUAAGUGUAACUAAUGAAAGUUAUUAUAUAUAAACAUGAUCUCAUCAGCAGCAAAACUGUAAAUACAAUGUAUAUAAAUUUUGUUGGGACAGUUUUCUUAAAGUUUAUUUUGAAUUUUUAAAAAAUUAUUUCAGGUAUUUUCUGAGUUUUUUUCAGAAGACCUAGAGUUGGCAUGAUUGCAUUGUGAAAGAAGCGCUGUUUACCUGUUGUGUCACGUACACUGAUAACCUAUCAGUUAUGCACUCUGUAAUGCUGCCAGGAGACACCACUGCCCUUACACAACUUUGAAGCAAAAGAAGACAAUUAAGAGCUACAGAGCUGUGGGACAAAAGCAGGUGUGCUACAGGUUCUCAGUCUUCAGAAGCAUUAUAAUAAUGUAGGGCAUUCAUUUUUUGGUGUUAGAGCUACUCACCAGAACUAACAUGAAAAACACACCAGUAUUUCAUAAAUCUAGGGGAAGCUUAAGGACACCUCUCCUGGGCAGGGAGGCAGGCGUGCGUGCAUUUUUUUAUGCUUUUGAAAAAGCAUUACAUAUGGUGCUUUAGAGAGAACCAAGACUAUUUUAACCUUCUGCCUGUUUAAAAGCAUCAACUCUCUUGAUUUUACUCCUUUUUGUAUUUUGAACUCACCUUUUUUCCAUAAACUUUUUGUAAUGAAACCGGUAUCUGUGCUGGAAGAUGGAUGAUAAAUAGUCUGCCCUUUCUGUAUAUUAUCAGUUGUUUCCUUAAGUUACAGGACAAGAUUUACAUGAAUUAAAAAUACAGCAGUCAGCAAAUGAACCUAUAAGAAACUCUUGAGUUUUCAUUGGAAUCAAAAGGGGUAUCGUGGCUUGUGGAAAAUUCAUGGGCCUAUAGAGCAGAUUCCAGAAUUCUGUUGCAUGAAAUGAACCAGGGAAGAACCACGGGUGUUACUGAGACUUGGAUUGAGCAAUGGUUUAGUGAUUACGUAGUGGGAGCUGAGAACUUCAGCUGGGUCCAUAGGUCAUGUAACAUUUAGAAAUUAGUGUAUGCAAAACUGGAGAAUUACAGUAAAAGCUAAGGAGGAUUAAAAGAGAAGGUAGGAGUCUGGCAGACUUAAUUAAGAUGACCAAGGCAAUACCAUCUCAAGAAAAAUAUGAAAGAAAAUAUGCAGUAUAGGUGUUGCUGUAUCACUAAGCAAAUACAACAUUUUACUCACAAGUUCACAAAUUAUUAACAUGAAGGAAGAGUAGUAUUUAUUGUAGACAUUUCUGUAUUAGUCUAAGUGACAAUAGGACAUAGCAAAGGAUGUCUUCCAAGCAGUAAAGUCAAUGGGUUUCCCUAGAAAAGAUCCAAGUAAUCUCCUUACUUCAAUGGUUUGCACUCCAACCUUGAAAAUACACUUUUAUAAAGCAGAGCUACCAAUUGUACGGGGAUAGAAUUAGUCACUGAAUAGAAAGAGCUGUGCAACAGCAGAACUCCCUUCAUUCUGCAUUAGUGUGUGCUGCAUUAGGCUUUGCUGUUGCAGGCAAGAGCUCCUACCCAUGUGACCAUACAGACAAGGGAGCCCUUUCUUCCACACAAGUCCUAUCUCAGAGGCAUAUAAGCUGCCAUUUGUUACCCCAGUCUUCACUGAACUGAAAGUAAACUAGCACAUCUGCACUGGAAAACUGUUCCCUGAUUUUUCAUAAAACAAACAGGCCCUUGUUCCUCAGGGGCUUGCCUGCUUUUGCAUUCCAUGAGCCCUCCCCAAAAGGGUGGUGUUAAGCACUGCAGUGCCAUCUGGAGUUGAUAAGGAAACCACUAUUGAUUUCAAUACUGGAAGGUACAUUCAGGCACUCUUACAUACGUGCUGUAAAAUCACAAAUUCAAGUUGUUAAAAAUGAACAUCCAUCUUCAGUUUGGAGAGAUGUGAGAAUGAAAGUAGUGAUGCAAAACAGAUAACAAAACAUUCGUUUUGGUGACAGUAUCAAGGCCAAUUCAUGGUCAAACCAUGAAAGCUAUAAAAUACAAAUUAUUUCAGGACAAUAUCUCUUCAAGACCUGAAUAGUCCCACAAGCUGGGAUUAUUCUGAGUCUUGUUGAGCUCUGCAAAAAUUCACGUGGCAUUUCCUUCACUACAAAAACUCAAUAGGAUUUUUCUUGCUGAAUUAAUCUGAAAUGCAGAUUUCUGCAAUUAAAGUUUGCAGAAAACUUAUAUAACAAGAUUCCCAUUUUCUCUCCUGCCUCUUAGAAAGCUGUUCUGACCUUAGUCUUUCCAGUAAUGCUUACUGUAUUAUUGAGGUGGCAAGAAAGAAGAUAGUAAAUAAAGGAGUGUCAUAAAAUCUUUUUCCUAAACAUGAUCUGCUGUCCUAAACUUGUAAAGCUUUUUUUGAGCUAUGCAUAGACAAAUGACAGAUUUGCAAAGCAACUAGGAAAUAUUGCUAAUAAUGUUUUACUUGCUAUUCAUUAAUAUAAUAGACACUGUUUGGGUUUGCUCAGGUUUUUUUUUUUUUUCCCCUGGGUAAAAAUGUGGUUUAAAUUCCUUUACGUAGAAGCAUAAGGGUGUGAACUUAGAGUUCUUACAUGUGCUGGCUGCUGCUGAAAUAAAUCCAGAUGACUCCCUUGAUUUCUUAGAAUCUCUAACUGAGGACAGUUUUAGGGAAAAGAACUUGUCCAUAAGCUGCACAGAAGUGCAUGCCAUGGUUCUCUGAGCACAGGACAGGGGACCUGAAUUAAGACCUGAAUCCUAAUCCUGGCCAUAAGACUGACCAGUGCUGUGACCUUGAACAAGUUGUACGUGGCUCCAUAAAAUGAUUGUAUCUCCACCAUCACAGGAUUUGGGGGAGGAUUAAUUUGUUCAUGUCUGCUUAGAAAGAUGAAAAGCAUUAAGUCCUUUCAGCUGCAGGUUUUACGGAGUCAGUCAACACUGUGAAUGUCAGAUAUGAAAUAGACAUGCCAGGAGCCAGACAAUGUGAAUAUUAAAGGUGACAUGUUUAAAGUCUUUUAUACCAAGGGAAGCUUUAAUUCUGACCCUUGCUGGCAUGCAGUUCUCUAACGUUCACAUCUGAGGACUUUUAGAGGUAUACACAGCAAAUCUCUAAUCCCUCAUGAUGAAAUUGAAGUUAUUGCAGCUGUUGUGUGCCAAAACAAAUCUGAAAUUAGUUAAAAAUUUUGGAGCAAAGGGAACUAGCACAUUAGCUGAUCUUACUUUCAGCUAUCUAAAAGAAAAUGUACUUUAUUUGACAGUUUGAAGCUUUGAGUAGGAAGCACUGGUACAUUUUGCAGAAAAAUAUUUCUUAAAAAAAUAUUACAAACCAUUGGUAUCUUUUCAGUAAAUAAAUUCAGUAACACGGCACAAAUUUAAACAAGAAAACAAAACCUCAGCAACUUCUACUUAGAAGCACUUCUACUCACCUUGCACUCCUUUCUCAGAACUGCUAAUUCACUCUGUAAGUAUCUGUGGGUGUUACCUUUAUAGUGAUUUCCUGCCAGGCAAGCUGCAGCCCAUUGAAUUCUGCCAUACAUGCAUCACUCCUUAACUUUGAUCCUUUCUUUGGUCUCUCACUUCACUUGCAGAAUAGAGCUUUGGUUCUAACCUUCAAAGCCACAUACGUAUCAUGUCUUGGCUAUAGCAGAGAUAGUAUCUCUUUCUCUCAGUAGGACUACUGCAUUCUUUUGAUCACUGAAUAUCAAAUGCCAACAGAAGUGUAAUAACUAGGAAGAAAACAUUUUCCAUUGAGAACAUCGACUGAAUAAUAAAGUGYCUCAUAGCAGCACUAGAAAAAAUGGCUUGGAUUUUUC